CCUCCUCCACGCCGCGGGUCUGCAAUUGCCACCGAGAGAUGUUCACCCGUGCGGCGAGCAGGCUUAGUAGGAAGCGACCUCCGUCAGAAAUAAAUGACAACGACAGCAAGCCAAGCAGCAGCCACCAAAGUUUAAAUGGUACCACAAGAUGGGCUACAUCGCUAGAAAAUUUACUGGAGGAUCCAGAAGGCGUCAAGAGAUUUAGGAUGCAGACAAAGGCAAAUGAAAUUUACACGACUUUCCUGUCAAGUAAAGCUUCUUUCCAAGUCAACGUUGAAGGGCAAUCCCGUUUGGAUGAGUCAAUAUUGGAAGAACCUCACCCUCUAAUGUUUCAGAAACUUCAAAACCAGAUCUUCAACCUCAUGAAGUAUGAUAGCUACAGCCGCUUCUUAAAGUCAGAUGCAUUUCUUAAACUGAAGCAGACCGAAGAACAGGAAGAGAAUUCACCAGAUGCUCAAACUGUAGCAAAAAGAGCUUCUAGAAUUUACAACACAUGAUCCAAACAACAACAAACAAUAGAUCCCACUGAGACUAAUGAAAAGCAAAUGAGUUCUCAGGAAUAGUCUGUGAGGUUAACACAAUUGCAUUUCGAGCUUGAAAAAUAUAAGAACCCUGUUUUGCAAUGCUUAACCUUUGCUUGAAUGACCUGAUUGUUUUUGCAUAG
Molecule: messenger RNA, 664 nt
Organism: Rhineura floridana
Lineage: Eukaryota; Metazoa; Chordata; Lepidosauria; Squamata; Rhineuridae
Product: regulator of G-protein signaling 10-like
Exons: 2
Coding region: 39-497 (152 amino acids)
Molecular function (GO): GTPase activator activity
Source: RefSeq, a predicted model, not a curated record